Molecule: messenger RNA, 4016 nt
Organism: Ficedula albicollis (Collared flycatcher)
Lineage: Eukaryota; Metazoa; Chordata; Aves; Passeriformes; Muscicapidae
Gene: ELAPOR1
Product: KIAA1324 ortholog
Exons: 22
Coding region: 773-3871 (1032 amino acids)
Biological process (GO): autophagosome assembly; positive regulation of vacuole organization
Cellular component (GO): extracellular exosome; lysosome; trans-Golgi network
Source: RefSeq, a predicted model, not a curated record
CCACGGUGAUGACUGGGGAAUGGCCACAAGGGGACAACCACGGUGAUGACUGGGGAAUGGCCAUGGUGCUGACAAAGCUGUGAUGGUAACCAGGGGACAGCCACAGUGGAGAUGAGUACAGUUGUGCUGGUAAUGAGAGGAUGGCCAUGGUGAUCACUGGAGGAUAGCUGUGGUGGUAGCAAGAGGGUGGCCGUGGUCAUGACGAGGGGACAGUAGGGUGGGUGACCAAGGGGUGGCUACGGUGGUGACAAGAGGAUAGACAUGAGAGGACAGCCGUAGAGGAGAGAAGGGAUGGCUGUGGAGAUGAGGGAACAGCAGUGAUUCUGGCAUUACUGGGAGAAGCAGCUAUGGUGGCUGCUUAUGGUGGCCCUGCUGUGGGGACACUCUCUGAGGAGGUCACCAGCUUAAUGGUACCUGUCAGGCUUCAUCUGCCAAGGUGAUACUGCAGAUGCUGUGAGGCAUGGCCACUCCAUGCUACUGUCUCCAGCUGUGGCAUAGUAGGCAUGGGGUUGUCCCCAUGCUGCCGUGGGGAUAGGCAUGAUCCCUUGCUGUGGCUGUGUCCCUGUGUGUCCAUGAUACUUGCUGACAUCCCUGUGCCGCCACAGAUGGACAAGUGUCACCUGUGUCCCCCAACUCACUGGGUGACCCUGUGUCACCAGAGUUGGGACCUCUGUUGCCUUAGCAGCUCUGUCCCCCAUGUCCUCUUGUGACUGUGGCCUCCAUAUGCCCACAUUCUCCGUGUCCCUGUGUCACCAUAUCAGCUGUGCCCUCCAUGUCCCUUGUGUUCCCAUACUGCCUAUAUCCUUCAUGUCCCCCUACGUCUCCCAACUCCCUGUGUUCCCAUGUGCUCCUCCUCCACGUCUGCAAGGAGUCCGAGUACCACUAUGAGUACACAGCAUGUGACAGCUCAGGCUCACGCUGGAGGGUGGCUGUACCACACACACCUGGACUCUGCACUGGCCUGCCUGACCCUGUCAGAGGCACUGAGUGCUCAUUCUCCUGCAAGGCGGGUGAGUUCCUGGAGAUGCAGACACAGAUGUGUCGGCCCUGUGCUGCGGGCACUUACUCGCUGGGCACUGGUGUUCGCUUCGAUGAGUGGGACGAGGUGCCCCAUGGCUUCGCCAAUGUGGCCACCAACCUGGAGGUGGAUGACAGCUUGGGCGAUGUGGCAGAGAACUGCACAGCGUCAACGUGGGUGCCACUGGGGGACUACGUGGCCUCCAACACGGAUGAGUGCACAGCCACCCUCAUGUAUGCUGUGAGCCUCAAGCAGUCGGGGACUGUGACCUUCGAGUACAUCUACCCUGACAGCAGCAUCGUCUUUGAAUUCUUCGUGCAGAACGACCAGUGCCAGCCCACGACGGAGGAGUCCCGCUGGAUGCGGACGACAGAGAAGGGCUGGGAAUUCCACAGCGUGGAGCUGAGCCGCGGGAACAACGUGCUGUACUGGCGGACCACCGCCUUCUCCGUCUGGUCCAAGGUGCCUAAACCGGUGCUGGUGAGGAACAUCGGCAUUACAGGGGUGGCCUUCACUUCCGAGUGCUUCCCCUGCAAGCCCGGCACCUUCGCCCCCGCCGCCGGCUCAACCGCCUGCCAGCCCUGUCCCGCCGACACCUUCUCCGGCAAAGGGGCCACCGCCUGCCAGCCCUGCGACCCCGACACCUACGCCGAGCCCGGCUCGGGGUCCUGCAAACCACGUCCCCCCUGCACGGACAAGGAUUUCUUCUAUACCCACACGGCCUGCGACGCCGACGGGAAGACUCAGCUGAUGUACAAGUGGGCAGAGCCCAAGAUCUGCAGCGAGGAGCUGCCGCAGGCCACCCGGCUGCCACCCUCGGGGAUCAAGACCCGGUGCCCCCCCUGCAACCCUGGCUUCGCCAAAGGCAACGGCAGCACCUGCCAGCCCUGUCCCUAUGGCUCCUAUUCCAACGGCUCCGCCUGCCUCAGCUGCCCAGAGGGCACUGAGCCAGCGCUGGGCUUCGAGUACAAGUGGUGGAACGUGCUGCCCCCCAACAUGGAGACCACCGUGCUCAGUGGCAUCAACUUCGAGUACAAGGGCAUUGCAGGCUGGGAGGUAGCUGGGGACUACAUUUACACGGCAGCUGGAGCCUCUGACAGCGAUUUCAUGAUCCUCACACUGGUGGUCCCUGGCUUCAGCCCUCCAAGCCCAGUGCUGGAGGACACAGAGAGCAGAGAGGUGGGCAGGAUCACCUUUGUUUUCGAGACACUGUGCAGCGUUGGCUGUGAACUCUACUUUAUGGUGGGUGUCAACUCACGCACCAACACUCCUGUGGAGACAUGGACAGGCUCCACAGGGAAACAAUCCUACACCUACCUGGUAGAGAAGAAUGCAACCAUGAGCUUCACCUGGGCCUUCCAGCGCACCCCCUACCACGAGGCGGGCCGGCGGUUCACCAGUGAUGUGGCCAAGCUGUACAGCAUCAACGUCACCAACGUGCAGGGGGGGGUGGCCUCCUUCUGCCGCCGCUGUGCCCCCCAGCCCACUGGGUCCUGUGCCCCAUGUUCCCCUGGCAGUGCUGUAGACCCUAGCUCAGGCACCUGCCAGCCCUGCCCACCUGGAACCUACCUGCAGGGUCACCCCUCCGAUGGGACACCCACCUGCCAGCCCUGUGGCCCUGGCACAUGCAGCAACCAGCUGCGAUCGCUAUGCUACAACAACUGCAGCCUGGCACUGGCACUGCCAGGCCGGAUGCUGCGCUUUGAGUUCCCAUCACUGGGCAUGGGUGCCGGGGUGGGCACCAGACCCAGCUUCACCCCCAAGGGGCUGCCCUACAGCCACCACUUCCGCCUUAGCCUCUGCGGACACCAGGGCAGGAAGAUGGCCUCAUGUGCUGACAAUGUGACGGCAGGUCGGGGGGGCCCUGCCCGCGUGGUCACCUCUUAUGUGUGCCAGGCCAUUCUGGUGCCCCCUGACGUCACCGGUGCCCGCGCAGCUGUGUCUUCCCAGCCCGUUAGCCUGGGUGACCACCUGCUGGGUGUCACCACCAGCUCUGUGCUGGGCAGCAUUGUGUCUCCCCCAGAGCUCUUCCCCCCCGGCCACUCUGACCUGCCUGACAUCAUCUUCUUCUUCAGGUGCAGGUCCAACGACAUGACACAGCCCUGCACUGGUGGCCGGGCCACCACCAUCCGCCUGCGCUGUGAUCCCCUGCACCUUGGCACUGGCACCUUGGCUGUCCCCAGCAAAUGCCCCGAGGGCACCUGCGACGGCUGCACCUUCCAUUUCCUGUGGGUGACGGCCGAGGGAUGUCCCCGCUGCUCCAGCUCCCACCACCGCCCCAUCGUCGGCGCCUGCAUCGGCGGCGUUCAGAAAACCACCUAUGUGUGGCGGGAGCCCCGGCUGUGCCACGGUGGGGACGCCCUGCCGCCGCAGGUGAUCCAGGCGUGCCGCAGCGUGGAUUUUUGGCUAAAAGUGGGAAUUUCCACUGGGACGUGCGUGGCCGUCUUGCUGGCCGCGCUCGCCGCUUAUUUCUGGAAAAAGACUCAAAAGUUGGAGUACAAAUAUUCCAAGCUGGUGAUGGACGCGGCGGCCCGGGAGAGCGACGCGACAUCGCCCGACAGCUGCGCCAUCAUGGAGGGGGAAGACGCGGAGGACGAGCUACUCUUUGCCACCGAAAUGUCACUUUUUGGAAAACUUAAAGCCCUGACGGCCAAGGAGGGCUCCGGGCCUCAAUUUCCCCACCCCACAGCGGAUGCCGGAUGGAUUCGACUCGGUCCCGCUCAAGAGCUCAUCCAGCAGCACCAAUCAGGAGCUGUAAUAGGACGGGGGGCACCUUCGCAUCCCCCAGCCCUCCCAGGAGCUGAGAGAGGGCAGAGGGGCACCCACGGACACCCCGCCCCCGGGCAGCGGUGAAGGGAAGGGGGGGUGCUCACGGCCCACCCCCCGCCCCUCCCGGCGUGGCCUUAGGAACCCGCUUCGGACCGGAGCUUCGUUACGGCUUUUGUAUGUGUGUGGCCCCCCCAUGUCCUCCAUCCCGAGCACCUAAAAAUGCCAAAUA